Molecule: messenger RNA, 1071 nt
Organism: Paracoccidioides brasiliensis Pb18
Exons: 2
Coding region: 1-1071 (356 amino acids)
Biological process (GO): L-leucine catabolic process; ketone body biosynthetic process
Molecular function (GO): hydroxymethylglutaryl-CoA lyase activity
Source: RefSeq, a predicted model, not a curated record
AUGUUUACCUCCACUAGAACUACUUCCAGGCUCUGGCAAGUCCUCCGGCACCAACGGCCAACCCGUCUCUUUUCCACAGAAACCAGCUUCGCGGGGGACCAUGUUCGAAUCGUUGAAGUCGGCCCCCGAGAUGGGCUACAGAAUGAAAAGAAAUCAAUUCCUCUAAGCACAAAGAUAGAACUCAUUGAAAGACUAGCGAAGACGGGACUGACUACUAUCGAGGCUGGGUCGUUUGUUCCGGAAAAGUGGGUGCCACAGAUGGCCAGCACAGCGGAAAUCCUAUCAUACCUCCUCAAAACUCCUCCCAAGGCCACUCACUCAAUCGCAUAUAACUACCUAGUCCCCAAUGUCAAGGGACUCCAAAACCUAGUUAAAAUAAUGGAGGCUGACAGUCCUCCCGCGUCCGAAGCUUCAAGUCCCCAUUCUCCUCCAAAGGCCACCACCGAAAUAUCGCUCUUUGCCGCUGCAACCGAAGCCUUUUCAAAAGCCAACACAAAUUGUACCAUUCAGGAGUCCCUCGAGCGCAUCCAACCCAUAGUGGCACUUGCCAAAGAGAAAAACAUCCGUGUCCGUGGAUACGUAUCUGUUGCCCUUGGGUGCCCAUAUGAAGGUCCGGAGGUCUGUCCACACAAGGUUGCGGAAAUAACAGCUACCUUGCUUGAGAUGGGUGCGGACGAAGUUUCAGUCGCCGAUACGACGGGAAUGGGAACUGCGCCUCGAACGCUGAAACUGCUACAAACUCUUACCGCUGCAGGGAUCGCCAACAAUGACCUGGCUCUUCACUUCCAUGACACAUACGGGCAAGCGCUCGUCAACACGAUCGUUGGGUUGGAACAUGGUAUCCGAAUCUUUGACAGUAGCGUCGGAGGACUUGGUGGCUGUCCUUACUCUAAAGGCGCUACUGGAAAUGUUUCCACGGAAGAUCUUAUUCACACCGUUCACAGCCUGGGGAUGCGGACAGGUGUCAAUCUGGAGGAAGUUUCGAGGAUCGGGGCCUGGAUUAGCAAAGAAUUAGGCAGGGCGAACGAUAGCAGAGCAGGCAAGGCUACUGUUGCUCGACUUCAGGGCUGA